Messenger RNA from Miscanthus lutarioriparius, 201 nucleotides. NCBI's taxonomy places the organism in Eukaryota, Viridiplantae, Streptophyta, Magnoliopsida, Poales, Poaceae. The record is from the annotation of a GenBank genome assembly.
AUGGCGAUGCCCACCACCUCCUCCGCUUCCCCAUGCCAGGCACCAUCGCCCGCCGGGCUGGGCCUCCCGCUCCUCAGCUCCCCUGGCGCCCGCGCGAGCAUCCUCGCCUUCAGCCGCCGCCUCCGCCCCCGUGGCGCCGUCAUUUCAGCACCCACUGGUGAGGACGCUACUUCGACCCUCUUCUGGUUCUCUAUUGCUUGA